AACGCCGCAUUUGUACUGUCAAGUUGAAAUUUGAAUGGUAGUCUAGUAACGGAUGGUUAAUUUUCAUGUCGUUCCACUAAAUGUAAGUUUUUAAAAUAAACUUCUGUAUUUCAAUCAACAGUAGUAUUAAUUCAGGUAAAACUUUGUUUUCUUUGCAAAAGGAUGGCUGACAAAAUCCAAGUGGCCGUAAGGGUACGGCCAGUAUUGUUUCAAAAGAAAGAUGUUGAAGUUCAUUGGGCUUGUGAACAAGGUAUGGUCUUUCAAAUUGAACCUGGCACCAAAAAAAGGAUUGGAAAUCCUUAUUUGUUUGAUCAAGUCUUUGGUACGGAAACCCAAAACUAUAAAAUUUUUACUGCAUUGGUUCAACCCCUGAUUGAUUCUGCCAUGAAUGGUUUUAAUGUAACUGUCUUGGCAUAUGGCCAAACUGCAUCUGGGAAAACAUACACCAUGAUGGGAAGUCAGAAAGAGCUUGGGAUUGUUCAAUUGGCAGUUAACAGAAUUUUCACACUUAUUGAACAAAACCCUGAGCGUGCCUUCUUAUUACGAUGCUCAUAUAUUGAAAUUUAUAAUGAAUCAAUUUCUGACCUCCUUUCGUCAAGCCAUCAAAAACUGAAAGUGCAAGAAUUGGCAGAAGGUCAUGUCGUUGUACACAAUUUGAUUGAGACUAAUGUGAAUACCCCUGAUGCUGUAUUAAAGUUAAUGCAACAAGGUAACAAGCAGCGAAAAGUUGGGGGCACCAGCAUGAAUGAAAGAAGUUCUCGGUCUCAUACCAUCUUCAGGAUAAUUGUGGAAAGUUUGCCUCGUGAUGAAGCUGAUCGGUCUGAUGCUGCUGUUAUAGUGUCUCAUAUCAAUUUGGUUGAUCUUGCUGGAUCGGAAAAAGCUUCCCAGACGAAUGCAACUGGCGAUCGUUUCCGCGAAGGAUGUGCAAUCAACACCAGUUUGUCUGCUUUAAGUCUGGUCAUCAAGCAGCUGAGUGAAGGCGAAGGUUUUGUUAAUUUUCGUGACAGCAAGCUCACUCACAUUUUGCGAGCUUCGCUAGGUGGAAAUGCACGCACUGCUAUCAUCUGCAACGUUACUCCAACCGUUUUGGACGAGACUUCUUCAACCCUCAAGUUUGCCUGUAGCGCCAAAGCUGUACAGAAUCAACCACACGUCAACGAAGUUCUUUCAGAUCAGGCUCUGCUGCGCAAAUACAAUAAUUACAUCAAAGACUUGGAGAAGAAAUUAAAAGAAAAAGAACUAGAAAAGAAGCCUGAAGCUAUUGAAGAAAUGCAACGACUUCUACAAGAAAAAGACAUGAAAAUCAAUGAGUUGAAGGAGCAGCUAGUGGUAUCAAGUUGUGGUGAUGUAGCAUCUGGAAGACCAGAUAAUAGUCUUAGUUGUGCCCAACGAAACUUGCGUCGAAUGACAUGGGGUGGUAACCGCUUGAGACAAGAAUUAAACCUUCUAGGUCCGGCCGUUCUGGAAGUGAAUACACCCCCAGUUCCAUCUUCGGAGAGAGUUCCACGCACAGUGGCACAGGUAUUUGCUAGUCGCCAGCGAUCAAGUAAUCUUACCGGUUCUGAUAUGGCUAUUGACGAGGCAUCAGGAGAUGCAGAAAGCUUCGAAUCAGAAACGUUUUUGCCAGCGGAAAUGGUUUUUAGUUCAGUUUCUGAUCCAGUAGCUAAAGUGAGCGUGGGAACGAUGACUGAUGCAGGAGAAUCUCCUUUCAAGUUACCUAGCGUGCCUUCUACGCCCGUUCCAGUAUUGCGUGAACGAGUGCAGCGUUUGCGCAUGACAUUAUUGAAUAAAGAAAAAGAAAAUGAAGAUCUAAGGGAAGAAUUAGAAGAUCUUACAAACUUUACCCGCUUAGAGCAGGAAAUCGGAGUUCAUCCACAAGUUACGGCAAAAAACGUUGCGACUCCGGAAUCCGCCGAUCAGCUACAUCGAGCAUUACAGACGGCCAACGAUAUGGAAGUCUUAUACUUGGAUACACAUCGAAAACUCAGCGAGCUUCAAACAGAAUUUAGAACUAAAGAAGCGGAACAUGAAGCACAAAUUCGUUCGCAGCAAGCUGACUUCCAAGAGCGAUUAGAAUCAGAAACGAACGAAAGGAAACGCGUCUCCAAAGAAUUGAGCGAUCUUAAGGAUAAAUUCUAUCGAUUGGAAAGAGAUCACUCAGAAUCAGACACUCACUUGCAAGUUAUUAGUGAGAGAUAUGCUAAGCGAGAAGUUGAUCUUCGAAAUACACUUCAGGAAGCUUGGAACCAACUGGAGCAGCUUGGCCAAAAUCCCACAGCGAUACAACAGAAUUUUGACGCUAAGCAGAGACUCGUUGUUGUGGAACAAGAACUUCUCGAAAUGCACAAGCGUAACGAUGAAGCACAAUCUCAAAUUCGCUCACUUACAGAUGAGCUACGUCAUCUCAAGGACUCUGCUCUUCAAAUGCCUAACGAUGUUGCCAAAAAUGAUGAUGAAAUGCAUGAUAGUUCUCUUAGCGGAAUGUGCCUGGCAGAUGAAUUACGUGACGUUUUUGCUAAUGAUGAUUGCUCUUUCGUUUCGCGUGCACGUCAAACCCGCAAACGGCCGAGUUCAAUUUUAUCUGUUGCAUUGGAAAAGAUGGAUCAAUCAACGUGUAUUUUGGAAUCGUCCCAAUUGGAAAUUGAGCCAAGCAAAAAAACUCGGUUAGCGGUUACAUCUGAUCAGUCUGACGAAUUAGAUGUGUUAGAAAUCAAAGAGAUACGUGAAUACCUUAUCGAAUUGCAGAGCGUUUUAUUACGUUACGAAACUGAUUAUGAUGCUCAAAGUCAAGAAAAAGAAGCUCUACGUAACCAACUACAAAGCGCACAAAACGAACUUGCAGCUCUUCGUCAAGAGCAAAACAAAAUGGAGUUCUCCGCUCGACAAGAAGAAAGUUCUACAAACAAAUUCAAUAAUUCAAGAGAAGGAUUUGAUUCAAGUUGCUUCAUGGGUGACCCGUCGAUUUCCAUUUCAGUCGUGAAUAUGGAACAAUCUUGUGGGUCGGAUGAAGAAUUCGUUAGUUUAAGAGAACAGCUUGGAGAAACGUGUGGAUCUUUGACGGCUCAUGAAGUGUCGGAAUCGGCUGCGCAAGUCAUACAAAAAGUGGAUGAUAGUAAUAAACGCCAACAAGAACUUGAAGAAGAAGUAUCCCAAAUGGCUGCCAAAAUCCACGAACUUAAGGAGGAACUCGCUUCAAAAACCAUAGCGGUGGAACAAUCGCUUCGAUCUCUCGAAACCGCACAGUCUACCAUCCAAGUCCUUGAACAGCGAAGCAUAGGACGACAACAGUUGAUAUCAAGUCUAGAUGAAUUUGAUGGAAAAAUUCUCUUGCUACAUGAAGAGUCAACUGUCGUAUCAAACAACGUCGAUUCAGCACGUAAGAUUUUCACGAAUAUUCGAAAUGAAAUGAAUAAGCUAUCCGAGCAAAAAGAUGUUCUCGAGCUUCAGGUGAGAAAGGCAAAUGAAAAUCUCGAAGCCGCUCAUACUGAAUUGAGUGAAACGUUAGAACGCCUUGCCGCUUCAAGUGAGCUCGAACAGAAACCUAACAUUGAACAUGAAAAGACUUAUGAAGAACUGAGCCGUGCUCUGGAGCAAAUCGAAAAACUGAAACUAGAGUUCGACUUGAAGACGGCUGAGGUCCAUGCUGCUCAAAACGACCUCAAGCAAACACGUUCUAGAAUGGAGGAAGUAGAACAAAGCUCUUUUGAAAAAAUUCAGCUGGAAGAGCUUGUUGAAAAAUUAACGAGUCAACUGGAUAGCCUACAAGAUGCUUUAGAUUCCAAGACUCAAGAACUCGCAGAUGUUCAGGAAGCUGAAAAAGAGGCAUUGCUUCAAAAAGAAAACUUCAAAGCUGAAUUGGAAAAGAAGCUGCUUGAAAUCAGUCAAGCACAUGAUGAAAUAACUGCAGUUCACCUGGAGUUAGACUCCACCACAGCUGAUCUCAAAAGUGUGCGACAAGAACUGGAAGAAGUCCGUACAAACUCUCAAGAAUUUUUGCGUUUAAAGGAGCAGUUAGAAACAGAGAAAAAAGAGGUUCUUGUUAUGGUAGAAGAACUGAAAGAACAAAUUCGCAUUAAAUCUAUUGCGAUGGAGGAGGCUAAAAAACAAUUGGAAGAACUACAGGGCAAUGAUUCCGAAGUUGACUGCCUACGUAAUGCACUUGAAAAAAAUCGGGGUCAAGUAGAAGAGCUUCAAGUGACCAAUAAAGAACUCGUAGAUGAAAUAAGCGUGGCGAAGAUAAAAAUCGAAGAGCUUAGCGAUGAAUUGCAGUCAAAGAUUAACAUUCUUUCGGCAACUGACAAAGAAGCUUCGUCAAAACAACAAGAAUUAUCAGUUGAAUUGGACAUCAAGUUGCAAAUAAUCGAUGAACUUGAACUCAGUCUUAAGGAAGCACAUGCUCGUUUGAUUGAGGUCCAGUCCAUGAAGGAAAUCGUCCAAAAUGAUUUGGCUAAAGCGAAAAGACGAAUUGAAGAUCUCGAAGAAAACCUCGAGUCAGAAUGCGACGCUCAUUUAGCUUUGCAGCGAGUUGCAGAGCAGGCGGCUUCUAUUGCGGCUGCAGCAUCGAAAAAUAGUUUGGAGGAAAAGGAGAAAACAGAACACCAGCUUCUUGAGCUCCAUGGAAGAGUCAAUGAAUUAACGCGAACUCUUGAGGAAAAAACGACUGCCUUGGAAGCUGCGAAAGCUGAAGUUAUGAAGUUUGAACAUUCCAGUCGCGUAACGAUGGUGGCGCGCGAAGAUUUCGAUGCUUUGCAAUCGGAUUGGAAAGAGGCAAUUGAACAAGUGUCUCGGUUGGAAGCAUCAUUAGAAGAAAAAGUUUUACAAGUUGAAAAUUUGUCUAGAAAUAUGGAAUCAUUUCAAUCUCGGGCACUUGCUCUGCAACUUGAAAAACAAGGUCACUCUACGCAAGUAGCUUCCCUUGAACGCAAUAUAGAGGAUCUUGUAGCUCAAAAUGCAAAUCUCAGUAAAGAAAUUGAGCAAUACCAGUCGGAUAUACAGUCCAAAGAGGAAAAACUGGUUAGUCUUGGUCCUAUGACUGAAAAAAUCUUAAUGCUACAAGCUCGUCUUGAAGAGACCGCCAGCAAAUCAAGACAGAUGUCCUGUGCUUUAGAGAAGAAAGAAGAGGAAGUGCGUUGCUUACACGAGGAAUUAUCUCACGCCACAGAUAGUCAACUUAGAGGCAAAGAAGAUUUAAAACACACCGAGCAAAGAUUGCACGAAUCCCACAAAGAACUGGAAAGCAUUCGAUCCGCACUUGAAUCUAUGCAAAGUGCCAAUGAUGAUCUCCUGACGCAGCUCAGUUGUAAAGAGAACCUAAAUGAAAAUCUACGCAAAGACAUGGAAAACCUUACGCAAAGAUUCGAUAUGUUGCAUUCCAAACUGCAACAGGUUCAGUCUGAGAAGUCGAGUCUGUCAGACCGGAUUCAGUCGUUGGAAACGGAAUUAGAAUGCCGAGAUCAAGAAAUUGGAGACAUUCGAAGUGGUCUCGAUGACAUCCAAAAAGAACGUGAAAUAUCUUCGCAAUUAAAGCAACGCCUUAAUGCUUUGCAAGUGCAAUAUAACGAUGCUGUCAAUCAGUGUCAAAAAUUGGCAUCGGUGAGGGAUGAAAUUUUGGAACAUCAAGAGCGUUCACGAGGGGAUAUUUUACGCCUUAACUCAAAGUUACAGUUGAUUACUGAAGAGAAAGCGGCAUUAGAACAAAAUAAAUUGCUUUCCGAGUCACAGAAGAACGCCAUCCUUUGCGAUUAUGAAAAUUUGAAGACUACGCUAUGUGAAACGGAAAGCCAAUUACGUGUGGCCCAGGGUCAGCGUGAUGAUUUUAGUCAUCAAAUAAAAAUAUUGAACGAUCAAAUCGGUCAAGUACGAGCCAAACUUACUGCCUUCGAAUCGAACUCAAAUCAAGUAGCCCAAAGACAGAUGGAAGAAACGAUUGAUGGUCUUAAAAGAGAAAUCGCUGACACCAAAUCAAAAAGCGAAGUUCUACGAUUGAAUUUUGAGACAGAAGAGAAUGCUCGCAAGAAGAAAACUGAGAGGCUGGAAAAAGAACUUGAUUCUGUAAAGCAGCAGUACUUAAAAUGCAAAGAGCAGCUCCGCCUACUCCGUCAUGGGCCAAAUGAAGAGGCAACAGUUAGCUUACCCAAGCAUCGUGUUUCUAUCUCCGUUGAAUCCAUAUCUAUCCAAACUGAUCCGAUUGCUGAUAAAGGAUUUGGCUUCCGAUGGCAAAUGGAGCAAUACGUUUCAGACAACGAGCGGCUAAGGAAGAAAGUCUCUGAUCUUGGCGAAAGAAUGGAGUUUUACAAAGAAAAGCUAAUUAAAUAUCGAACAAUGUAUUUCCAAAUGACUGGCCAAGACCCACAGAGGCCACCAAGCAGUUCGUCGAACAACUCUUCACAGCCACUCGAACGUCAAUCGUCUAUUUCUGCUGGUUCGCGAGAAAAUACUGCAGAUCGCCCACUGGUGGAGGCCGAGCGAAAUCUUAGAACAAAAACUUCGGCUCCCAUUACAACAGGAAACCCACUACCCGCGUCAUUAGCUCUUCAAGAGCAACACCAAGAAGAAAUGAAAGCUCGAAUGCCGAAAGCUGUUGCAGUGGCCCCAACUUCGUCGACUCGAUGGGCUACCGGUGCAAAAAAGGAAUCUCUUACUAAAGAGGAGAUGGAAAAAAUCAACAAUUGCAAUCCUAGCUAAUAGAAAGUUUCUAUUGGUUUCUUCCAUGUAACGUACCCUAAAAUUUCGCUGCGUCGGUAAUGCUUUUGUAAUGUUAUUCGUUUUCCUUUUAUUCUCAAUAAAAAAAAAGAUAUAUUCUAUGCAAUA
This is a messenger RNA of Daphnia carinata, 6810 nucleotides long. RefSeq lists its product as uncharacterized. Gene Ontology annotation, molecular function: ATP binding; microtubule binding; plus-end-directed microtubule motor activity. NCBI's taxonomy places the organism in Eukaryota, Metazoa, Arthropoda, Branchiopoda, Diplostraca, Daphniidae. The transcript has 14 exons. The record is from RefSeq and is a predicted model, not a curated record. Gene Ontology annotation, cellular component: microtubule. Bases 163 to 6684 code for a protein of 2173 amino acids. Gene Ontology annotation, biological process: microtubule-based movement; mitotic cell cycle.